Pseudo-nitzschia multistriata is the source of this 4156-nucleotide messenger RNA. NCBI's taxonomy places the organism in Eukaryota, Bacillariophyta, Bacillariophyceae, Bacillariales, Bacillariaceae. The record is from the annotation of a GenBank genome assembly.
CGACGGUAUGUACUCGUACUCAUAAUCGUACCGUAUCGUAAAAUGUUGCCGUUGGUUUUUGUCGUACGAGUAUUACUUGGUACGAGUAGGGUACCGUAUCCUCGUUCUUGCACUGCUUUGUGUGUUGCGCAUGCUCGCGCCAACAAGAUGUGGACACGAACAGUCACUAUUACACUUCCAAAAGUAUCUAGACACUUUUUGUUUUCGAUACCGUAUCUCGCUGCCGCGACAGAAGACCGAAGCGCGAGAGCGUUGCGGUACCGUUGCGGAUCAGACACCGAACGGUCGUCCAGAAAAGAAAAAGAAAGAAGAACCGCAUCCAUUACCGGGAAGGAAGGGUUCCGUUCCGGUCCCGAGAGAAGAACCAACAGAUCCCACCGGCGAGAACAGAACAGAGCAGAGCAGAACAGAACAAGGAUCACCCAGGGCGUUUCGCGUUCCCGAAGACUGUCCACUAUGGGCCAGUCCGCAUCCACCGGCGGGGGAGCGGAGGGACCGCCGGACCUUUCGUCGACGAUUGUGAUUGCGGAGACGGACGAGGAAGACGACGAACGCAGCGGCAGCGAUAGGGAUGCCUUUUUCUCGGAUGCGAAAGCCGGCGGGGGUGUGGAAGGCAUCGGCGGCAAGAACGCCGACGAAACCGACAGCGGCAGCACGUGGAGCAGCAGCAGCGACAGCGACAGCAGCAGCACACACAGUGGUUCCUCUUCCUCCUCCUCCUCUUCGUCAUCAUCGUCGUCGUCGUCGUCGUCGUCACAGACCUCCUGCUCGUCCUCCCAGUGUUCCUUCGAUUCCGGAGACUGUGCACGGCAACACGAUGCAGCAGCAACAGCAGCAGCAGCAACAAGAACAAUCCAACCGGUGGACCACGCAGCCACCGCGGAUCGAACCAACGCUCGCGAAACCAGGAACUUUGGCACAACCAAACGUCUCUCUCCGGUGUCUCCCCCGCGCAUGCUCCUGAGCCUCUCGACCCCCACGCAAUGGACGGCGGCCUUUCGGACCUUUUCGGACGUGGAGCUGGUGGACCUGCUGGUAGGCGACGAAAACGAAAACGACGGCCGGGAAGACCUGUCGUCCCUCUGCGACGAGAUCCGGAGCACGGCCCUGCGGAUCCGGGAGUUUCGGAGCCUCGAGCGGGAGGUCCUCUCGAGGGACGGGAGGGACCCGAUCGCACCGGGGAUCUGCUUCUACAAGCCGUCCUCCGGGAGCGAACGCCACCGGGCGCAGGCGCGGAACGAACAAGAGCUCGAGCCAGGCCCAGACCAAGACCAGCCACACGGCGCCGAGCUCGUCGGGCUCUGCGAGCGAAUCCUGGAGGCAUCCUCGCGGUCGCCCACCGGAAGCAGCGGCGGAAGCACGAACGAAACGACCGGCAGCGCGAGAGCACCGCUGGCCACCCUUUCGGGGGUCCGCCGCAGGAUGGUCCCCGGUCGGUUGAAGGAACACGUCUUCUGGGAGGCCCUCUGGGUGCUCCUGUACGAGCGGCACCGGGCCCGCCGCCGGGGGGAGUUCUGGAACCGGCUGGAGGCCCUCGCCAACGACGCCGCCACCGCCCGGGACACGGAGGAACGGGGAGGGCCGUGGACGCAGAUCGGGCACGAGCGGGAGCGCCGGCGGCUCGUGGCGAGGCUCGGGGCCGCCUGGGACUGCGUGUCCUUCCUCACGGUCGAGCACGCCGCGAUGCGGGACGAGCGGGACACCGCGGAGGCCCUCGCGCGGGCCCUGUGGGCCGGGGGCAGGGAUGGCGGGGGGGAUCGCCCGGAGCCCAAGGGGCUCGCGGCACCGGCACGGGGGCACACCGGCACCUGGGAGAGGAGCAGGGACUCGCUCGAGUUCCUGGCCUUUCCGGCGGACGCCAAGGAGGCCCUGCGGAAGGAAAAGCAAAAGCGCCUCUCCAGGGUCCGCGACGAAAUGAGAUUCAUCCUGGACAGCGACGCCCCCGAAGAUUCGCACGGGGAAUGGACCUGCUGCCGACAGACCGACUACCACGGGGAGUGCACGGCCUAGUACCAGUAGCAGCAGUAGCUUGCAGCGAUAGCGAUUGCAGCAACGUUGGUAGCACCGCAGUCUGUCCUAGUCUAGUACGUACCCUUGUUUCGUUUGCGAGAGAGAGAUUGAUGCAGCAAGCCCGGUACUCGAAUAAAUUGGGUUUCGCAGUCUGCUACUAUAAAAAUGUACUCCUUGUUUGGACUUCGUUCCCCUCGCAACUUGGCCAUCCCGGGCUCCUCGCGAGCACCCUUUCUUCUUUGGUUGCCCCUGUUUCCACCAGUACGAGUACCAGUGUACCAUCUUAUUCUUCUAGCUCCGCCCGGGUCCUCGGCAGGGUCGAUUUGGACCUUUUUUAUUUUGCCAAUAGUAGAUCCCCAAUCCCCAAGGUACACAGUUUCUUCCACAACCCAUGAUGUGCCCACUCCGAAAAUGGAUAUGGGUCCUCACACUAUGUAAAGAACCAAACACAACAAUCAAGAAGGAUUUUUCGUCUAGUACGUAGUACCAGUACUACUGUUGUUAUUCGUACUAGAAGUACUAACAGUCAGCGCCAAUGAAAAUAUCGUUAUAGCCCAAAAAAUAACCGUGAACUGAUCUUGAACGAAGCACGUGAGUGCGCGAAACAUUAUUAAUAUCUAUCCCCGGGUUCGCAAAAUAUUUGAAGAGCUUAAAAUAUCAGUAAUUCAAUAGCUUCGCAGUUGGACGAACGUUACUCGUCCCCUUGCACUUACCGUUUACCUCAUUUUUUCAUGUCUUGCUCCGAUUCGUAAUCAGCACACGUCUCAUUUGAAAUUUCAUCGCUUUAAUUCACAAAAUUAUCAUUCCAUGAUGUUAAGCAAUAAAAACGAACAAAAGGUCUCCAGAGUUCAGGAUUUGAAUUCUUUUUCACAAUUGUAAGAGAAUACCAAAAACAGCAUUACAAAGUAAAGUAGAAAGGAACGUCGAGCAAGGAAAAAAAAUGAUGUUGUUUCGUACUACUUCUUCCUAUCAAUCGACAACGAGUUUAAUUCACUUUAUAGAACGGAAAUCGACAAUGAUGGAUAUUGUUGAACUUGUUUAAUGUUCCAUAUUAUUUUAAUGCUGAUACAUGUAUUUGUGUAGUUUGUUGUUUCAGUCUCAUUUCGCUGUGGCCAGCGUUUUUGUAUGAAGACAUUCGCUGGAAUAUCCACUGUCCUGACUGUAAUAUAUCUCUUUCGUAGACACCGAAUCUUUCAUGGGCUCACGCCACUGGGGCUGGAGCAACAUUCUGCUGUACACCCACUAGAUAAAAAGUAUUGUCUAGAAACGCAUCGAUGAUCUCGCCAUCCUCCUCUACAUAGGAAGUAUUGGCCGUACCAGGGGAUGUUCUUGCCCACGUUGCAGUUUCUUGAAUCCUUCUACAUUCCGUGUCCUUCCACCAAUAUAUGGCCUUCAACAAAUGUUUGUCCAUAGCGAAGGCUUCGAUGGAAUUGAAUCCAUCCAUUGUCUUGCACACGUGUGACAUAUUGUUGAAUAUUGCCAAGUAGCAUAUUUUGUCGACACCAUGGAUGAAAGAGGAAGCGUUUUCUAAUCCGAGACGGUAUAAUACCCGCGCCGUUAUGAAUACUCUGCUGCACAUCUCAUCGAGAACUCUUUUGUCGCGAUCAUCUUUCGUGUGCUCAUGUCCUUGGUGUUUGAGGUUCUGUCUACUUCCUAGUAAUUCCAUUCCCAACAAAUGAUUACAGAGUGCGGAAUUGAAGAGCAACACAAACGACUUGUCCUUAGUCGACGCAUUAUUCCAUUCGCCUUCGUCUAGUACAAUGGGUAGGCAGUACACUUGUUGAUAGAACUUAUGAUCCGUCUGACAUUGUGCUGGUUGUGCUUGGUUGAGUUCUUGUUGUCCGUAGAAGGGAUUCAUGGGCAAUGUCGAAGUACUAGUCAUUCGCUUGAUUCUCAAGUUGCUAGAGCUUCUUGAGGAGUUGAAAGGAACUGGGACGGUAGAGAUUUCAUCACUGUCUGGGCUUCUGCUGGGUGGAGCGGGUAGUGAUUCCGUGCUGUCAUCUAAUUCGUCCAACGGCAGACUGCUAUGGCAAUCGCAGUCGCAAAAUUGAACUGGGAGAUGUGAUGGAGGCAAAACUCCUGAUUCGCUCUCUGAAUGGUCUUUCAGCCUUUUCAUGGCCAGCUCAAACAAAUUGUUUGCAACCGA